UCUACUAUCACUUCGGUUCCUCAUCAGGUGUGAGGUCAUGAACCCACUGGUGAUUGUAAAUUUUGACAGGCUACUUGAGCAAAAUUUUCAAACCAGGUUUAUGUCUAUAUACCAUGUCCUCAUGUCAAUGCAGGUAAACCCUUCUUCAUUCUCUCCAACUCGUGUUUGUAGCCCAGACUACGAUCAUUCUUCUGUCCAGUUUGAUUUGUCUAUGCAGCAGGAAAUUUGUGGAAUCCCGGUCCCUCAUCGCUCCCUUCUGAUUCCAAGAAUUUUCGAAGCUAAAUAUAGACACGUCGAUGCUGAUAAAAUGUACUUUACUGAUGGAUCACUUAUAGAGGAAUCAACAGGAUUUGGAGUGUUCAACGAAAUAUCUAGCGCCUCUUACAGCCUCGAGUCACCAUGCUCUGUGUAUAUAGCAGAGUUAGCAGCUAUUCAUUGUGCUUUGGACAGUAUAGCUUCAAGGCCAGUUGGGCACUACUUUAUUGUAACGGAUAGUCUGAGUUCUGUUCAAGCAAUCCACUCAAUAAAACCGGGAAAGCACUCGCCAUACUUCUUCGAGAAGAUACGGGAUAGUUUGAGUGCUUUAUCAAAACGUCGCUUUAUCAUCACCUUUGUUUGGGUUCCCUCUCAUUGCUCGAUAGAGGGUAAUGAGAAGGCAGACUCUCUGGCAAAGGUGGGGGCGAUGGAAGGCGACACGUACCAGCGUGAAAUUGCCUUCGACGAAUUUUACUUUUUAGUUCGAAGAAACUCUCUUGUCAACUGGCAGCGCAAAUGGGACGAGGAUGACAAGGGUCGGUGGCUGCACUCGAUUAUCCCAAGGGUAAGUCUUAAACCAUGGUUUAAUAGAUUGGACCUGAGUCGAGAUUUUAUUCGUAUAUUUUCCCGUCUCAUGUCCAAUCAUUAUUCCUUAGACGCGGUACUCUAUCGUUUGAAUAUUGCUAGCAGCAAUUUGUGUAGUUGCGGCCAAGGUUACCACGACAUCGAGCAUAUUGUUUGGUCGUGCGAGGUCCAUCUUGUCGCUAGAACGAAUUUAAUAGACUCCCUAAGGGCCCGAGGAAAACCACCCUAUGUUCCAGUGAGAGAUGUGCUGGGUUGAACUAGAUAUAAGCACACAAUUGUUAUCAAACAAAACGAGUUUGGCUCCUUAAAGCCUAAAGGAAAAUUGUACUACAACAACGUUCGUCACCUAACGAGCUGCUGGUGAAGCAGACAAAGGCAGCUGUAAUCAAAACUGUUGCAGCUCUCUGGUUUGGUGCGAUACCACUAUUGAUACCUCCGAGUGUGGUGGCCAAUAUCCUGCACUCUCCUGAUCACCGCUAUAGCAAUUCGCGUACCUACGUCGUUUUCGGGCGUUACUCCUGGUCCAGAUCAACCAAAAAUGUGUCUUCAGUUUGGAUCAAUUCAUGGCUGAGACGUUUGCAGUUUCUGAAGACCCCGGAAGAACCGCAGGAAACGGUCGAAAAACUCAAUUAUAAAAAAAAAUAUUGAUGCAAAAAACGAUUA
This is a messenger RNA of Uranotaenia lowii, 1503 nucleotides long. RefSeq lists its product as uncharacterized. Gene Ontology annotation, molecular function: nucleic acid binding; RNA-DNA hybrid ribonuclease activity. NCBI's taxonomy places the organism in Eukaryota, Metazoa, Arthropoda, Insecta, Diptera, Culicidae. The record is from RefSeq and is a predicted model, not a curated record. Bases 38 to 1096 code for a protein of 352 amino acids. The transcript is spliced from 3 exons.